AACCGUCUCUCACAGGCUGACGCAGUGACCAAUCAGCAAAGACACGGGAAAAAGAUGGAAUGACGUUGCCUAGGGGCGGAGCCAAGGCAGCUUAGGGGGCGGGCGUUUGAAACCGGUGCUUCAUAGUCGACCCCAAAUAUCAUCUUUUUUCCUUUGCGAACCAAUUACUUAAUCUCUCUUGCGUCUUUUCCUUUCCCGACCCCCUCCCAGACUCGUUCGCUGCGGUUCUGCGAGGACGGAGGCGCCAGGAGCCGGUCCGCGUCUCGCAAGAGAGAUGUGAGGAGAGCUUGCCAACUGACCGACCCAACGGCUCCUGCUCCUCAGUAGACCCCGCAGCCUAGGGACUAGAGUUGUCACUUAAGUGGAUAUGAAGAAGGCGCAAAUAAGUACGGGGGCAGCCACGAGCUUUCCAAAGCUGUCAGAACCAUCCAGUCUUUUGGGGUGAAGGUUCCUGUUACUAUGGUUGCCACAGAUCAGAUGAAGUCUACAUGACAACUGCUCUCUACUUGAGAGAAGCCAGAGGCCAGACUUACUGUGAAGAUUGUGUCUUAUUCACAUCCCUGAAGAGAUUCUGCUGCACCCCAGUCUGUGCACCCAGUAGCCUACAAGAGGAAAGAACCAGGUUCCAACGGAACAUAUUAGACCAAGGCUCCCUGACUGAGCUGCUGCCCUGAGUGCUGGCUCUGGGUUAGUCAGCAAGCCUAACAAAAGUUAGUCCCAUCACAUGCACAGAGGCUGUCAGGAGAUUCGGCUCCAUCACAGCCACAGCAAGUCUUCUUUAUUUAUUUUUUAAAUCCCCUUCCUCAAUCCUGUGUGUAUAUUGGAGUUUGGUGUAUACAUUGAAGCUAUGAAGACGAAGUCCACAUGUGCUCAGAAUCCAAAUUGCAGCAUAAUGAUAUUUCGUCCAACCAAAGAAGAGUUUAAUGAUUUUGACAAAUACAUUGCUUACAUGGAGUCCCAAGGGGCACACCGAGCUGGACUGGCCAAGGUCAUCCCACCAAAAGAAUGGAGGGCCAGGCAGUCUUAUGACAAUAUCAGCAACAUCUUAAUAGCAACUCCCCUGCAGCAAGUGGUCUCUGGGCAGGCAGGCGUGUUCACCCAAUACCAUAAGAAGAAGAAAGGCAUGACAGUGGGGGAGUACCGUGAGCUGGCCAACAGCAAAAAGUACCAGACCCCGCCACACCUGGAUUUUGAAGAUUUGGAGCGAAAAUACUGGAAGAAUCGCCUGUAUGAGUCACCGAUUUAUGGUGCUGACGUCAGCGGCUCCCUGUUUGAUGGGAAGACUCAACAGUGGAAUGUGGGUCACCUGGGAACAAUUCAAGACCUAUUGGAACAGGAAUGUGGCAUAGUGAUUGAGGGCGUCAACACGCCCUACCUGUACUUUGGCAUGUGGAAGACCACCUUUGCGUGGCACACGGAGGACAUGGACCUGUACAGUAUCAACUACCUACACUUUGGGCAGCCCAAGACCUGGUAUGCUGUGCCCCCUGAGCAUGGCAGGCGCCUGGAGCGCCUGGCCAGGGAACUCUUCCCUGGCAGCUCCCAGGGCUGCCAGGCCUUCCUGAGGCACAAGGUGGCGCUCAUCUCGCCCACUGUGCUUAAGGAGAAUGGCAUCCCCUUUGGUCGCAUCACCCAGGAGGCUGGGGAGUUCAUGGUCACCUUUCCCUAUGGCUACCACGCGGGCUUCAACCAUGGCUUCAACUGCGCAGAGGCCAUCAAUUUUGCCACCCCAAGGUGGAUUGACUAUGGCAAGGUGGCAUCUCAGUGCAGCUGUGGGGAGGCCAGGGUGAGCUUCUCCAUGGACGCCUUUGUGAGGAUCUUGCAGCCUGAGCGAUAUGAACUGUGGAAACGUGGCCAAGAUCAGGCAGUUGUGGACCACACAGAGACUAUGGUGUCUACCAGUCAGGAGCUCACCACCCGGCGGGUGACCAAAGCACCAAGAAAAACUUGGGGCUUGAAGCGUCUCCGGCUUCGCCAGGUCUCACGAUCUCUUCUGCCUAUAGCCACGGUAAGUAACGUUCCUUGCAACAUGCAGGUGUGCCACACCUCCAGGCAACCAUCAGAUGUGAAAGGUGAUGAUGUCCAGAAGUCUGACUCAGCCAGAGCCUCACCACAUCCUCUGAGUCUGCCUUCUUCUGGUCACAUGUCAACUAGAAGAUGUAGUCUUGGUCGUCGUCCUUGUGAACUAGGAGCUCAGGAGUCCUCCAAUGGAGCUCCAGUCAAGAGGCAACUUCCAGCAGGCAGAGAUGACACAAGCCCCAGUCCAGAGCUUCAGCCCCAGGCUGUGAGUGGAGACUUAAUAGUCGACUCAGGACUUGUGAACCCUGGCCCACAGCAUCUUAUGACAGCUUCUGAAGGGGGAUUGACCUCCGACCCCUAAACCUAUGUCCUGGUUUAUAGGGAUGCUCCCUAAGUCCAUUACCUCAUAGUUUUGACUGAGUUUGCAGGACAUUGGCCAUACCUGAGAGAGCUCCUGGUCAGUUCUAACUCCUAAACACACCAUGCACUUCCAGAACUUGGCAAGCCUCUGGAUAACUGCUAACUCCUGCUCUUCCAGCUGAGGUUGCAUUGGUCACUACUGUUGAGUUUCUGCAAGCUAAAUUCAGCUGAGGCUGCUCAGCACUGAUCUCCCAUGCUCAAGGCCAACUCUAGAGGAAGCAGAACACUCACACUCUCCUCCCCCUCUGCCAUUUCUUGCAAAAUAAAUGUCUGACUCUUGACCGCUAGAUUACUCCUCACAAAGAAGUAGUCACAAAAAAGAUUAAAGCCACUUGAGAGUCACAGAUGACCUCUCAAAGUUGAUGUGUUACACAGUGUCUCACCCAGCUUUCACAAAUAAAGCAAAACAGCCAAAAGGUUA
Molecule: messenger RNA, 2860 nt
Organism: Mus musculus (house mouse)
Lineage: Eukaryota; Metazoa; Chordata; Mammalia; Rodentia; Muridae
Gene: Kdm4d
Product: lysine (K)-specific demethylase 4D
Exons: 3
Coding region: 848-2380 (510 amino acids)
Biological process (GO): inflammatory response
Cellular component (GO): nucleus; site of double-strand break; pericentric heterochromatin
Molecular function (GO): histone H3K9me2/H3K9me3 demethylase activity; histone H3K9 demethylase activity
Source: RefSeq, a predicted model, not a curated record